ACUGGAAACUUGUUAGGUACGUUUCUCUCCCAAUCUCUUCGACCUACCGCCAAAAUCGAAAGAUUCAAAUGCUUUAAGCAGAGAGCAGCUUCUGAAAGAGUAAAGACGAGUAAUGGAGGCCGAGGAGGAGGAGGUUCUUUCGUCUUCAGAACGUGAUGAUUCGAGCGAGGAAUUCCUUUGCGAGCCCGAUGAUGACAAGGAUUUCGAAUCUAAUAGCGGCGAUGAUGACCAGAAUGUAGAAUCUCACGCGGGUACCAGUUCGCCUGAUGAAGAUCGAAAAUCGCAAAAUGUUGAUGCUCUUGUGAGGGGUAACCUUAUUGUGAAAAGACAAUCCCUACUUCCACGAGUCUAUUCAGUGACAGAUGCAGCAGCCAAUCUCCGAAAGCCAUUCAAACCUCCAAGCUCCAAUGGUUACAGUAGUACCAAUGAGCAUCUAUCCCGUCGUCUUUGUGCUCGUAAAAGGUUUGUGCCAUGGGGGUCAACAAGGCCAGUGUUGCUUGCAAUUACAAACAGGCUGCACGCUCCAGAAGCUGCCGAGAUAGAUGUGGUGGAAGAAAAUGUAGAACUGCCACCUGGUGUUGAACCUUUGGUGUUGUGGCAGCCUGAAGAAAUUGUGGAGGAAGGCUGUAAUUUAGUACCUAUAAUUGUGGAUCCAUUGCUUGUUAAGUUCCUUCGUCCUCAUCAAAGGGAAGGGGUCCAGUUCAUGUUUGACUGUGUCUCGGGUGCACUUAGUACCUUCAACAUUAAUGGGUGCAUUUUAGCUGAUGAUAUGGGUUUAGGGAAGACUCUACAAUCAAUCACUCUACUUUACACUCUUCUUCGCCAGGGAUUUGAUGGAAAACCAAUGGUCAGGAAGGCAAUAGUCGUGACCCCUACCAGUCUCGUUAGUAAUUGGGAGGCCGAAAUCAAUAAGUGGGUUGGAGAAAGAGUUAAGCUUGUUGCUUUAUGUGAAAGCACCAGAGAUGAUGUUGUGUCUGGCAUAGAAAGUUUUAUUAAUCCACGUAGUAAUUUACAGGUCUUAAUUGUUUCCUACGAGACAUUUCGAAUGCAUUCUUCAAAAUUUAGUAAUUCUGGAUCAUGUGACCUUCUCAUAUGUGAUGAGGCUCACAGACUGAAAAAUGAUCAAACGCUGACUAAUCGAGCAUUGGCUGCUUUAACUUGCAAGCGCCGGGUUCUGCUAUCAGGGACACCAAUGCAAAAUGAUCUAGAAGAGUUUUAUGCUAUGGUUAAUUUCACCAAUCCUGGUAUCUUGGGCGAUGCUGCACACUUUCGGCGUUAUUAUGAGGCACCAAUAAUUUGUGGUAGGGAACCCACUGCUGUCGAGGAAGAGAAGAAAUUAGGAUCUGACCGCUCUGCUGAACUAAGUUCAAAAGUUAAUCAGUUUAUUUUGAGGAGGACAAAUGCGUUAUUGUCAAACCACCUACCACCAAAGAUAAUCGAAGUUGUUUGUUGCAAGUUGACACCUCUCCAGUCAGAUCUGUACAAUCAUUUUAUACAUUCGAAAAAUGUGAAACGAGCUAUCACUGAAGAAGCAAAGCAAUCAAAAAUCUUAGCUUAUAUAACAGCUCUGAAGAAGCUUUGCAAUCAUCCGAAGUCAGUUUUGCAAGUAACAAAACUGUUGCUUACUAAUGUCAAAUAUUCGAAGCUGAUAUACGACACAAUACGAAGUGGAAGUCCAGGGACAUCAGGAUUUGAGGACUGCAUCCGCUUUUUCCCUCCAGAAAUGUUUUCUGGAAGGUGUGGCUCAUGGACUGGCGGAGCUGGGUCGUGGGUUGAACUGUCAGGGAAAAUGCAUGUCUUAGCCCGGCUACUGGCUCAACUUCGUCAGAAAACUGAUGAUAGGAUUGUUUUGGUUUCCAAUUACACACAGACGCUGGACCUUUUCUCUCAAUUAUGCCGUGAAAGGAGAUAUCCCUUCUUAAGACUUGAUGGAACUACAUCAAUUAGUAAAAGACAGAAGCUAGUUAAUCGUUUCAAUGAUCCAACAAAGGAUGAGUUUGCAUUUCUGUUGAGCAGCAAGGCUGGAGGUUGUGGUCUUAAUUUGAUCGGUGGGAACCGUCUGGUUUUGUUUGAUCCUGAUUGGAAUCCAGCCAAUGACAAACAGGCUGCUGCAAGAGUCUGGAGAGAUGGACAAAAGAAGAGGGUCUACAUCUAUAGGUUUUUGAGUACUGGAACUAUUGAAGAAAAGGUGUACCAGCGUCAGAUGUCAAAGGAGGGUCUUCAGAAAGUUAUUCAGCAGGAACAAAUAGAUUCUGAUAUCCAGGGAAACUUUCUCUCUGCAGAAGACCUGCGGGACCUGUUCGCAUUUCAUGAUAGUGUGAGGUCUGAGAUUCACGAAAAAAUGAGCUGCAACCGCUGCCAACCAGAUGCAGUGAUGCCAGAUGACAACCCAAUAGCUGAUUUCAACACUCAGGGUCUUCAGCCCGACCAAGAGGAUAUUGGGGGAUUUGCAGGCGUAGCUGGUUGUCUGCAUACAUUACGAAGCUCGGAGAAACAGAUUGGAGCUCCAAAGGAAGAGGAUUUAGCCGGUUGGGGUCAUCAUUUUUCCCCAAAAUCUGUGCCAGAUGUAAUUUUCCAGUCUGCAGCAGGAAACGAGGUUUCUUUUGUUUUCUCUUGCCAAGUAGAUGGGAAGCUUGUGCCUGUUGAAUCAACACUAAAACCAAGACACGAGGUGGAGAAUAGAGAAUUGUCUCAUUUCAAAGAAAAACUUUUGAAAAAGUCCAAUUUUUCAUCUCCACGACGAGCACCAUCAUUACCAACAUUGUCAUCAAGCAAGCAAUCCAGCGAGAAGGAAAAUUCAAUUCAGAAACUGAAUUUGAUAUCGCAAGCUCAAGCGCUGUCAACAUCAACUCCUAAUGAAAUUUCUAUGAGUACAUUACCUGCAUUUUUCAAACCUUUGCAAAAGCCAAGAAGCAAGUUAAAUAGAUCUUUAGAGGAUACUAAAAUAAACUUGAAGAACAAACUCUUUUCCGAGAAUCAUUUGCCCAGAAAGAGAUUAUCUCCCGAUUACAUAGAUGAUGAUGAUUUUGCCUAGAUUUUGUUCCUUUGCGUUGUUUCCUUCAUAUGUUUCACUUUACCUGGCUACAAUUUAACAAUAUCUGGAGCUAUCAAACCAGUCCUAUAUGUUUCAGUUAUACCGGGUUCUCAGUAAUGAACCUAAGUAGCUUUUUGUAGAGGCAUUUGAUUGGUGAAAUAUUUACACUGAAGGCAUGGCAAAAAAUUUGAUGGUAUGGACCAUUCUUCUGGCUUCAAUUAAGGAACAUUCACAUUAGUUGAUUCUUAUGUUUUGCAGAUAUUUCUUAUUUUCUCCCAUUGUGGCAUGCUGGAAGGAGACUUCUUGAUAUGUAGGUUUUAUCUUCAUAUAUACAAUGGACAAACCAAAGUUGAACUUC
Messenger RNA from Nicotiana attenuata, 3392 nucleotides. RefSeq names its product protein CHROMATIN REMODELING 25. Gene Ontology annotation, biological process: reciprocal meiotic recombination; double-strand break repair via synthesis-dependent strand annealing. Gene Ontology annotation, molecular function: DNA translocase activity; ATP-dependent chromatin remodeler activity; ATP binding. Lineage: Eukaryota; Viridiplantae; Streptophyta; Magnoliopsida; Solanales; Solanaceae. Gene Ontology annotation, cellular component: nucleus. The record is from RefSeq and is a predicted model, not a curated record. The transcript is spliced from 21 exons. The coding region runs from base 113 to 3034 and encodes 973 amino acids.